Macrobrachium nipponense is the source of this 8082-nucleotide messenger RNA. RefSeq names its product acetyl-CoA carboxylase-like (gene ACC). Lineage: Eukaryota; Metazoa; Arthropoda; Malacostraca; Decapoda; Palaemonidae. Gene Ontology annotation, molecular function: acetyl-CoA carboxylase activity; metal ion binding; ATP binding. The transcript has 44 exons. Gene Ontology annotation, cellular component: mitochondrion. Bases 470 to 7564 code for a protein of 2364 amino acids. Gene Ontology annotation, biological process: fatty acid biosynthetic process. The record is from RefSeq and is a predicted model, not a curated record.
UCAGUCCACCCGAGUUGCUGAAUGGAAGUGUGAGUAGCGGGAAUGUUGGGGUUGCCAGUUACCUCACUCUCCAGGUGGAAGUGGUGAGGGUGAGAUGUUAUGGGAAGACUCGUCGCUGUUUAUAGAUGUGGGCUCUAUCAUAGUGCGUUUAUGAAAGGACAGUGAUGAGUGCUAAAGGAAUAUAAAUCCAAACCGAAUAAUGGUAAUGUACUGGUGAGCGGUUUCAAUAAUUUAUCAGAGCCAUGAAUGACAUGAAGAUAGCCAACAGAUAAGAGGUUGAGACGGAUAUAUACGUCGAGGAGGCAUGGAAAAGGGUUGUGAUACUGAUAAUGUGCUGUAACUGCAUUUGUCCCUUUAAGUGCUGAGUCAUACUCCACUGUAAGAGCUACCUCGAAAGGACAAAAUUCAUCGCCUCUUAUAAAGCUGCAGAUCGCAGACUUGUCCAGUCGCACUUAGGCUGGGCUCUCUCAUGGGCAAUUGGUUUGGAAUCUUUGGUCAACAGAACGAAGACACUUUCUCCCAGCCUGCUGCUGAUGCUCAGUUAGAGAAACCGGAAAGUGAUCAAUGCACAAAAAUGGCAGACGUUGAACAGAGAUAUGUACGUCCUCCAGAUCACAAAGAGUUUUCGUUUGGUACACCUCAGGAGUUUGUCAAGAAAUUUGGAGGGAAAAAAGUAAUUACCAGAAUCCUCAUUGCAAACAAUGGCAUUGCUGCAGUCAAGUGUAUGCGAAGUAUACGCAAGUGGGCAUAUGAAGUGUUCAGGAAUGACAGAGCAUUCCAUUUUAUUGGAAUGGUCACACCAGAGGACUUGAAAGCUGGAGCAGAAUAUAUAAAAUUAGCUGAUGACACUGUUAUGGUACUUGGAGGGGCUAACAACAAUAAUUAUGCCAAUGUCAAAGUCAUUGUGGAUACAGCAAAACGGUGCAAUGCUGAUGCUGUCUGGGCUGGUUGGGGCCAUGCUUCAGAAUACCCAGAAUUGCCAGCUAAAUUGCUCAAGCAUGACAUUGCCUUUAUUGGUCCACCAGAGAAGGCCAUGUGGGCACUUGGUGAUAAAAUUGCAUCCAGCAUUGUUGCCCAAACAGCUGACAUACCAACACUGCCAUGGUCAGGAUCAGGUCUAAAGGUUGAGUAUUCAGAACGUGGUGCUGGGAAACGCCUCAAUAUACCUCGUGAACUAUGCCGGAAAGGUUGUGUUGAAAGCUACGAAGAAGCAUUGUCAGCUGCUCAAAAAAUUGGAUUCCCCGUUAUGAUUAAAGCCUCUGAGGGAGGUGGUGGGAAAGGCAUUCGGAAAGCAGAAUCAGAAGAAAAUUUCCAAGCAUUAUUUAGACAGGUGCAAGCAAGAAGUUCUGGCUCCCCUAUUUUCAUCAUGAAAUUGGCGGAGUAUGCUCGUCAUUUAGAAGUACAGAUAAUUGCAGAUAUGUAUGGUAAUGCAGUGUCUUUGUUUGGCCGUGACUGUUCUGUACAAAGAAGGCAUCAAAAAAUUAUUGAAGAGGCCCCAUGUGUAAUAGCCAAGCCUGAAGUCUUUCGAAAAAUGGAACAGGCUGCUGUUAAACUAGCAAAACUUGUGGGUUAUGUGAAUGCUGGAACUGUGGAGUAUCUCUACGAUAAUGAUGGUAAUUUCUAUUUCCUUGAACUUAAUCCUCGCCUGCAAGUUGAGCAUCCAUGUACAGAAAUGAUAACAGACAUCAAUCUUCCUGCUGCACAAUUACAGAUUGCCAUGGGCAUCCCUCUGCACCGAAUCCGCUGCAUUCGUGUGCUGUUUGGCAACUCUCCUUGGGAUGACAAUGUCAUUAACUUUGACCAACCUGAAAAAAAACCUGUGCCUAAAGGACAUUGCAUUGCAGCUCGUAUCACAAGUGAAAAUCCAGAUGAAGGAUUCAAACCCAGCUCUGGAACAGUUCAAGAACUGAACUUCAGAUCUGGAAAGAAUGUUUGGGGUUACUUCAGUGUCUCAGCCUCAGGAGGAUUACAUGAAUAUGCUGAUUCUCAGUUUGGUCACUGCUUCUCGUGGGGUGAAGACAGGGAAGCAGCGAGAGAGAAUCUUGUGAUAGCUCUGAAAGAACUGUCUAUUCGAGGAGACUUCAGAACAACGGUGGAGUAUUUAAUUACACUUUUGGAAACUGAUAAAUUCCAAGAAAAUACCAUAGACACUGGUUGGCUUGAUCAGCUCAUUGCAGCACAAGUAAAAGGCAAAAAGCCGAACACCAUGAUGGGAGUAAUAUGUGCAUCUGUGCUCAUUGCUGAUAACACAAUCCAGGAAGCUUUCACCAACUUUCAGGCCUCUCUUGAAAAAGGCCAAGUACUACCUCUCAAAUCUCUUAGCAAUGAUGUAGAAGUGGAUUUAAUUUCUGAAGGUGUGAAAUACCAUGUACGAGUUACACAGUCAGGUCCCUCGCAGUACUUUUUGGUGCUAAAUAACUCUCAUAAAGUCAUUGAUUUCAACCGAAUGAGUGAUGGUGGACUGCUUCUCUCACUUGAUGGUAUCAGCCCUGUUACAUAUUUGAAAGAUGAAGUAGACAAGUAUCGUGUGACAAUUGGCCACCAGACAUGCGUUUUUGAAAAGGAAAAUGAUCCUACUGUUUUAAGGAGUUCAGCACCUGGCAAGCUUCUUAAUUACCUGCAAGAAGAUGGAAGUCAUUUAUUUGCUGGGCAACCAUAUGCAGAAAUUGAGAGUAUGAAGAUGGUGAUGACAUUAACGGUUGCGGAAUCAGGCUGUGUGUACCAUCUGAAACGUCCAGGAGCUGUGCUUAAUGCUGGUGAUAUUAUUGCUAGAAUGGAACUUGAUGAUUCAACCAGAAUAACAAAGGCACUACCCUACACUAAUGGAUUCUCUCCUAGUAAAACACCAUCCCCCAGAGAAGAUGAAAAGUUGAAUCAUGUGUAUCAUUCAAGUAGAGGCAUCUUGGACAAUGUUUUGAAUGGGUUUUGCUUGCCUGACCAGUUCUUCACAGCAAAGGUAAAGGAGACAGUUCAGAAGCUGAUGAAUGUGUUGAGGGAUCCAAACUUACCCUUACUUGAGUUACAGGAAGUAAUAGCGUCAAUUUCAGGGCGGAUACCUCAAGCUGUUGAGAAGAAAGUACGGAAAUAUAUGCUCAUUUAUGGCAGUAAUGUUACGUCAAUGCUUGCCCAGUUCCCCUCUCAGGAAAUAGCUACUGUAAUAAAUAACCAUGCUGCUUCCCUUCAGAAGAAAGAUCGUGAAGUAUUCUUGAAGACAAUAAGUGGCUUGCUACUCUUAUGUGAAAGAUACAAAAAGGGGAGCAGGGGUGGAAUGACACAGGUUGUACAAGAGUUGCUAAAACACUAUCUUCAAGUUGAGACUCAGUUCCAGCAUGGGUCAUAUGAUAAGUGUGUUCAUGCCAUAAGAGAGAGGAACAAGGAUGACAUGGCCAGUGUAUUGUCAACACUUCUGUCUCAUUCGCAAGUCAUGAAGAAAAAUCAGAUGGUGAUUCUUUUGAUUGAGCACCUUUGUGACCAUGAACCAGGCCUUACGGAUGACUUGGCAUCAAUUUUGGAGCAGCUAACUAAACUGAAUAGUGCCAAGCACUCUAGGGUUGCUCUGCGUGCAAGACAGGUGUUAAUUGCCGCUCAUCAACCAGCCUAUGAACUAAGAUUCAACCAGAUGGAAUCUAUAUUCCUACCAGCUAUAGACACAUAUGGCCAUUCAUUCCACCCAGAAAACCUUCAGAAGCUCAUCCUAUCAGAGACAUCAAUUUUUGAUGUUCUUCAUGCCUUCUUCUACCAUGCCAAAGUAUCUGUUCGAAUGGCAGCAUUGGAGGUGUAUGUACGCAGGGCUUACAUCAGCUAUGAGCUUACAUGUCUUCAGCACAAAGAACUGUAUGGUGGAGUUUGUAUUGUAUUCUUCCAGUUUCUGCUGCCAUCAUCUCAUCCAAACAGAAUUCCACACAAUAAAGCAUGGAGUACGCUCGAGUACACAGAUCCCCAUCAUACCAUUAUCGACCCUCCUACUAACCUUGAAAACUGUCAAAGAAUGGGCAUCAUGGCAACCUUUAAGACAUUUGAAGAGUUUGAACUUUACUUUGAUGACAUCAUGAAUUUUUUCCAGCCCUCAGAGUCAAUGACACUGGAGGGAGAGUUGAGUCCUCGAGAUCAACUUGGUUCUUCUGCCAAAUUCGGAACAUCUCUCUCUGACUUCAUGAGCAAAACCCAGGAAACCAAGGAUCCUAUACACAUUAUGAACAUUGGCAUAUGCAUGGAGGAAGAGAAAGAUGAUUCAGUUUUAAGUGAGCAGUUUUCCGUUUUCUGUGCAAGCAAGAAGAAGGAAUUAUGUGAAGCAGGUAUUCGGCGUAUCACCUUCGUCAUAUUUUACAAACAACAUUUUCCAAGAUACUUUACUUUUAGACCUAGAAACCAGUUGAAACACAUACAAAAAUCAGUUGAUUCCAGGGCUCGGGAUGAAUUUGAUGAGGACCGAAUUUACCGUCACUUAGAACCUGCGCUGGCUUUCCAGUUAGAGAUUAAUCGUCUAAGAACUUAUGAUUUAGAAGCUUUACCAACUGCAAACCGCAAGAUGCAUUUAUAUCUUGCCAAAGCCAAGGUUGCAGAUGGCCAAGAGGUUACAGACUACAGAUUUUUCAUCCGGUCCAUUAUUCGUCAUUCAGAUCUUAUCACGAAGGAGGCUUCAUUUGAAUACCUGGAGAAAGAAGGAGAAAAACUUCUGUUGGAAGCAAUGGAUGAGUUGGAAAUUGCCUUCUCUCAUCCUCUAGCAAAGCGAACAGACUGCAAUCAUGUCUUCUUGAAUUUUGUCCCAACUGUGAUAAUGAAUCCAUCCAAGAUUGAAGACUCUAUUAGGUCCAUUGUGAAUCGUUAUGGCCGCAGAUUAUGGAGCCUUCGUGUUCUACAAGCAGAAAUUAAAAUGACCAUCCGCCAGACUCCUCAAGCCAAAACUCUCCCAAUCAGGCUAACAUUAUCCAAUGAAUCAGGCUAUUACCUGGAUAUGCAUUUGUACCGAGAAGUCACAGACAAGCUCACUGGACAAGUAAAAUUUUUGGAAUUGGAAGUGGAAGCUCCUCCACGAUCACCUUGUCACUUUUCGUCAAACAGCAGGCGUUUCUCAUCCCCAGGAAGAGGGGUAUUUCCGAUCAAGUUUGAAGGUUUUGGAGCACGUCAAGGUCCACUACAUGGUCUUCCAAUAUCUACACCUUACAUGACCAAGGAUUAUCUUCAACUGAAGAGAUUUCAGGCUCAGACAAAUGGCACAACAUAUGUUUAUGACUUCCCAGAGAUGUUUCGGCAGGCCUUGGAGAGAGUUUGGGAAGAGUACCUACGAGAGCGAGGUGGAGGAGAAGUCCCUGGUGUUCUUAUGAGUACUGUAGAACUGGUGUUGGAUCAAGAUGAUAAACUUAUUGAGGAGAAACGACUUCCUGGUGAGAAUAAUAUUGGUAUGGUUGCGUGGCGUAUGACAUUGCACACCCCAGAGUACCCAGAUGGUCGAGAUGUGAUAUGCAUUUGUAAUGACAUUACGUAUCAGAUUGGUUCAUUUGGUCCUGCAGAAGACACACUAUUCCUGAAAGCUUCAAUACUUGCCCGAAAUUUGAAGAUCCCGAGGAUCUACAUUGCAGCCAACUCAGGUGCUCGUAUUGGGUUGGCAGAGGAGGUCAAGCAUUUGUUCAAAGUUGCAUGGGAAGAUCCAACAGAACCAGAUAAAGGUUUCAAGUAUCUUUAUGUAACACCUGAAGAUUACAAGAAUAUUGCUGCUUUGGACACAGUUCAUACUGAGAUAAUUGAUGAAAAUGGCGAAACAAGAUACAAAAUAAAUCAUAUCAUAGGAAAGGAUAAUGGUCUUGGUGUAGAAAAUUUACAGUAUUCUGGUAUGAUUGCUGGCGAGACGUCACAGGCAUAUCGUGAGAUAGUAACAUUUUCAAUGGUUACGUGUCGAGCCAUCGGUAUUGGAGCCUAUUUGGUACGAUUAGGACAGCGAGUUGUGCAAGUAGAAUCUUCUCACAUUAUACUUACUGGAUACAGAGCUCUGAAUAAGUUACUUGGUCGUGAAGUUUACAGCAGCAACUCCCAGUUAGGUGGUGUACAAAUUAUGCACAAUAAUGGUGUGUCUCAUGAUGUCGCUCCCAAUGACCUGGAGGGAAUUUAUACCAUGUUGAGAUGGCUGUCAUUUGUACCAAAGACCAAAGGUGCUUCUCUUCCGGUCAUUCCGUGUGUGGAUCCUGUUGAACGUGAAGUAACAUUUGCUCCAGGCAGAGCGUCUUAUGAUCCUCGGCAUUUGUUGGCUGGUAGAAUAUCAUCUUCAAAUCCAAAUGAAUGGGAAAGUGGCUUUUUUGAUAAGGACUCAUUCCAGGAAAUUUUAGAACCAUGGGCACAAACAGUGGUCUGUGGGCGGGCACGGUUAGGAGGAAUUCCUGUGGGUGUUAUUUGUGUUGAGACAAGAACUGUGGAACUCAAUCUCCUGGCAGAUCCUGCUAAUCCAGAUUCAGAGGCUAAAACUGUCUCUCAAGCUGGCCAGGUUUGGUUCCCAGAUUCAGCGUAUAAGACAUCCCAGGCCAUCUGUGAUUUCAACCAUGAAGGAUUACCUCUUAUAAUAUUUGCCAACUGGAGAGGGUUUUCAGGAGGGAUGAAAGACAUGUAUGAACAGGUUAUCAAGUUUGGUGCCUACAUUGUUGAUGAACUUCGUGAAUAUGGCCAGCCAAUCAUUGUUUAUGUCCCUCCAUAUGCUGAAUUACGAGGAGGUGCCUGGGUUGUCAUUGACCCAACAAUCAAUAAGAAAUACAUGGAAAUGUAUGCAGAUCCACUAUCUAGGGGGGGUGUACUGGAACCAGAAGGAACAGUUGAAAUCAAAUUUAAACACAAGGACAUUAUGAAGGCCAUGUCCCGAUUGGAUCCAACUAUUCAUAAACUGAACAAAUCUCUAGCAGACUCUGAUCUACCUAGUGAUGAACAGGCUGCUACAAGGAAAAGAAUUAAGGAGAGGCAAGAUCUUCUAUUGCCUAUAUAUCAUCAGGUUGCUGUAACAUUUGCAGAUCUUCAUGAUACUCCUGUAAGAAUGCAAGAAAAAGGAGUAAUUCAGGGUGUUGUACCCUGGGCACAAAGUCGACAGAUUCUGUAUUGGAGACUUAGACGACGUCUUGCAGAAGAGAGAGUAAAGGAGGAACUAAGACAUGUACAGAAGGAGGCAUCUGAUGCUCACAUAGAUUCUCUGUUGAAACGUUGGUUCUAUGAAGCAAGACCAUCAGGGGAAACUUAUCUCUGGGACAGCAAUAAGGAUGUAGCCUUUUGGUUAGAAGAACAGAUGCAACAGGAGGACCUAAUAAGCAAAGAUUGUGGGUCAGCUAGUUCUUCCCAAAGUAUAGAAAACAGCCCAUUAUACCUUGUAGAAAAAUUACAGCUUCUUAGAAGAGACGCUGCAAUUUCACAGGUUAAAGAAAUAAUGAAGGAGUUUCCAGAGAUUGCCAUGGAUACAAUUGUUCACAUUGUUCAGCGAAUGUCUCAGGCUCAGCGCAAAGAUGCUCUUGAAGCAUUAUCAAAUCUAGAUUUAGUUAAGCAGCCCCAGUUGGAACCAGAAUCGACACCAGAAUCACAGGAAGGCUCCAACUGACCCUUGUUGUGGCAGUAGUCACUCCCAACUACUUGCCACAUACACUAUUGUAUUAUGUUUCCCUAGCCUUUUAUCCCUAUUUCUGUUUACAUCCUUUAUCACCUUUGCAAGUUGAAUCACCAUGUGUAUAUUAGAUAUGUUCCCAGAUUUGAUAGUUUUGAAGGUUGUCACAAAUGAUGUACUGUACAGUAUAUAUACUCAUACAGCUUUAUAUAACUAAUUAAUUUUAAUCAGCAAAAUCUUGUUAAAAAUUCAUUAUUGCUAUUACUUUGAGAUAUACAUAUUGUAGUUGAGGUAAUGAAGAUGUUACAUAUAUUUAAAUUAGUAUUACCUCCCAUGUGUUGAAUGAACUGUUUUUUUUUUAUUGAAAUUAUGCCCAGGUAAUUUUGUGAUUUAUGAAAGAUGUGUUAAGUGACUUUUGUCAGUCUCUUAAAAUAUCACAUGAGCAGCAUCAAUUUUUAUUGUUAUUUUAAAGCAUAAAAAUUUAACCCAAAUAAUCUGCAUAUUCUGUUUUUAGA